AUGAAAGUUAAAUAUUUGCGAUAUAUACAUAUAUGGUCUUUAAUAUAUCAUGUUUGUAAUGUAAUUUAUAAUAGAUCAUUACAUAUUAUUGAGAUUAGGAAAAAAAGUGAGAUAGGAUGGGGAAGGAAUAACAGAAAAAUAAGAAUUUUAAAUCAAAUAAAUAAUAAAGAAUUAGAAAUAAAUAAAAAUAGUAAGACAAAUAUAUAUGAUAUAUUUUCCGAUGAUGAUAUUAUUAAUAAUGAAAUAAUUAUGAAAAAUUAUUAUAAAAAUUUAAAGAAGACUAAAUUUAAAAUAUCUCCAAAAAUUCAUAGAUUAAUUAUAAGUUUUAAAAAUGAAAAUAAUAUGUUAAAUUAUCCUGGUUUUAUGAAUAAAAAAUUUAUUAAACUACUUAAUUAUUGUGGUAAAAUAAAAAAAUUAGAACAUGUUAAUUUAUAUCUUUAUGAUAUAACCCCAAAUAAAAGUGAACUAUUAAUAAAAUUUUGUUUAUAUGCUUUAAAAAAUAAUAAAAAAAUUAAUGUUGAAGCUGAUUAUAAGCUUAAACCAAUUUAUUAUAAUAAAUUUUUAAAGAAUUAUAUUCCAAAAAAUGAUUAUUCUUUACAUUCUAAUGAAAAAAAGAAAAAUUUCCAAAUAAAUAAUUCAUCUAUGUUUAAAAAUAGUAAUAUAAAUUUAAAAAAAUAUAAAAAAAUAAAUAUUAUCGAAGAACAAAAUGAUAUAAGCGAAUUAAUUAAAGGAACCCAACUGUCUAAUUUAUAUGAAAAACAUAAUGUUAAUGUUUGUAUUAUAGAUACAGGAAUAAAUUAUAAUCAUCCAGAUUUAAAAGAUUCUAUAAUUGAUAUGAAAUCUACUGAAGGAAAUUAUCGUCAAAAAAAAAAACAAGAUAAUAAAUAUGAUUUUUUUAGUGUCUCUAACCCAAUAGAUGAACAUGGUCAUGGUACUUUUAUAGCUGGAAUUAUUGCUGGGAAUGGAAAUAAUAUUAAUAUAAAUGGGAAAGAGGGAAUACAAGGAAUAAAUAAAAUGGCAAAAUUAAUAAUUUGUAAAGCUUUAAAUAAUAAUAACGUUGGUAAUAUAAGUGAUGUAUUAGAAUGUUUUAAUUAUUGUGCAGAAAAAAAUGCAAAAAUCAUUAAUGCAAGCUUUUCCACUAAAAAAAAUUAUCCCCAUUUAUAUUAUGCAUUAAAGGAGUUGGAAAAAAAAGGAAUUAUCGUCGUUACAUCUUCGGGAAAUUGCGUGCAAAAAGGGGAUGAAGAAUAUCAAGAAAGCAAACAAAAAGGGGACAGGAAAACGGAGGCGAAUACUAAAACGGAAGCGAAUACUAAUAGCGAUGGCAAUAGUGAUGGUGGCAGUGAUGGAAAUAGUGAUAGUGGUGGGUAUAGAGAGUGCAACCUAAAUUUAAUGAAAUUGUAUCCACCCGCUUAUUUAGCAAAGUUAACAAAUUUAUUAGUUGUUUCUAAUAUUGAUAAGGAUUCAAAUAAUGAUAUUAUUUUAUCCAAAGAUUCAUGUUAUAGUAAUAAAUAUGUUAAUUUUGGAACCCAAGGAAAUGAUAUUUUAUCGACGCAUAUUAAUAAUCAAUAUGCUAUAAGUGGUGGUUCAUCUUUUUCAGCUGCUAUUGUUACCGGAGUUAUUUCAUUAUUAUUUUCAAUAAACCCCAAUUUAAAUAAUAAUGAAAUUAUUGAUCUAAUUAAAAAUUCAAUAAUACAAACAACUAAGUUGAAAAAUAAGGUUAAGUGGGAAGGAUAUUUAAAUGUUUAUUUGCUUAUUAAACUGAUGAUAGAGAAAAUGGGACUUACACUAGUGGAAUAA
Molecule: messenger RNA, 1797 nt
Organism: Plasmodium yoelii
Lineage: Eukaryota; Apicomplexa; Aconoidasida; Haemosporida; Plasmodiidae
Product: subtilisin-like protease 3, putative
Exons: 1
Coding region: 1-1797 (598 amino acids)
Biological process (GO): proteolysis
Molecular function (GO): serine-type endopeptidase activity
Source: RefSeq, a predicted model, not a curated record